CUGAAUCCCAUAUUCGGCGAUCCCCGGGUAAAUCCUGGGGCCCAUGAUGCUGACGUGCACCAGCUGAACUCAUUUCGGGUAAAACUUCAACGACAAAUUGCCGAGUUCCGGAUGGCCGCUAGGAAUGAUGGAUAUAGUAUGAAAUUAAACCUUAUCUCGAAAUUCAAUAACAUUCUUCAAGGUCAGCCACUCAGAGCCAUUUGCUUAACACUACAAAACGUCGUGGACAGAGCCGAGCCGGAGGAGAUUUCUAGAUAUGGGCAGCUUACGAAGAGCUUAUUGAAGCAGAUCACGGAGUUACAAGGGGAAUUGGACAAGGAGCAGGAAAUGUUUGAAAAUGAGGCUAAACAACGUAUUAAGGAAAAUCUAUGGAUUACUAAAACCAGGCUGAGUAUCGAAAUCGCAAGGAUGGUAUUUGAAAAAUUGAGGCCUGUGCAGAAUUCGUUUGAUGUGAUCCGAAAUCAUCUUGGCAAAAUUUCGAGUGAAUGUUGCUCAUUACACGGUGAAACUCCAUUUUUUGGAUUUGGCUUAUUGGAUUCUAGUUUUAGUUGUAUUCGUAGUGAAAUAGAUAAUUUCGAGAGAAGCCUGGAUGUGUUCAACUCUUUUGUGGAUUAUACAUCACCUACACUAUAUGAAUCAUGUUCAAAUUUUGCAUCCCAAAUGGACGUCCUUGUUACUCAACAAGAUAUUAAAUUGAUAUGUGAUCAUUUGGCCGAUGCAAUUUCCAAUCAACAUUACGACGGGAUCAUACAGUACGGAAAGAAGGCUAAAACAUUGUACAGCGAUUUUUCCGCACUGAAAACUUUUAUAGGCAGAGAAAUGAAUAAGCUAAAGCUGGAGCAUGUAGUGAGCCCCAAUGCGAAGCUUAAUGCGGAUAGCUAGGAACAUAAAUAAUAUGUGUAUGCUGAUGUGUUUUCUCACUGCCUAAACAUUUGCCGGUACUUGUUAUAUUUAUGAUAAAUUUUAUCCUUU
This is a messenger RNA of Caenorhabditis elegans, 972 nucleotides long. RefSeq names its product Protein containing ALS2cr12 (ALS2CR12) signature (gene pals-18). The transcript is spliced from 4 exons. The record is from RefSeq and is marked reviewed. Bases 112 to 882 code for a protein of 256 amino acids. Lineage: Eukaryota; Metazoa; Nematoda; Chromadorea; Rhabditida; Rhabditidae.